Messenger RNA from Harpegnathos saltator (Jerdon's jumping ant), 988 nucleotides. RefSeq lists its product as uncharacterized. NCBI's taxonomy places the organism in Eukaryota, Metazoa, Arthropoda, Insecta, Hymenoptera, Formicidae. The coding region runs from base 192 to 842 and encodes 216 amino acids. The record is from RefSeq and is a predicted model, not a curated record. The transcript has 5 exons.
ACAUAGAUAAUAAUAGUGCAAAAUCUAACUUAUUAGUCGAUUCCUCAAGUACGUCAAUCAAAGUUUCAGACAACCUUCGAUCAUCCCAAAGUAUAAGAAAAAAUAUUAAAAACUUGAAAGUACUCUUGCGCAAGAAGAAAGUCAUUAUUGAAUCACAGAAAAGGAAGAUUAAGGAAUUACGCAAUAGAAAUAUGUGGGAUGAUCUGACCGAUGCAACUGACAUACAGAAGACUUUCUUCGAAAUAAUAAGAAAAAAUUUAAAGAGAAAACCAGAGGUAUUAGGAGCAGUACUGUCUGACAGUAUAUCUUCAAAGAGAGAAGAUAAUGAUGUAAAGAAAAAAAGAAAGACAGCAGAUAGUUGUAUACUCACUCAACAUAUAAACAGAAAUGACACUGUGAAAGUCAUCCACGUAAUUAAAUUAGCACCAGAAAUUAUAAUAUCAGAUUUUGAAAAAGCCGAGCGAAAGGCAUUACAAACGAUUUUUCCCAGAGCUAAAGUCAUUGGCUGCUUCUUUCAUUAUAGUCAGGCCUUAAUACAUAAUGCUAAGAAGCACAACAUCCUAAAAGGCGACAAAAAGGAAUCAGGUUGGGGCGCAUUAAAACUAUUGAUAUCUUUGGCUUUUUUGCCGGAAGAUUUAAUAGAAGGAGCCUUCGAAAUUAUUUAUAAAAUAAUAUUUAAUGAUUGCAAAUAUCUUCGAUCAUUUUUUCAUUAUUAUAGAGAGACAUGGUUAAAUAGCUUCAAACCUCGUUCAUUUUGUGUUUUUCAACAGUUACACAGAACGAACAAUAUUUCUGACAGGCACAACCGAGAAUUACGAGAAAGCCUAAAGCAACAUUCAUAAAUAGUUGAAUUUUUAGCUAAUCUAAUUGAACACCAAAAAGACAUUCGAAGUAAACUGAAACAUCCAAACUUCUGGGCGAGAUCAGAGCAUUAUAUAUUAAAACAGAGGGAAAAUGAAAUUCAAACAAUUUGGUAUAAAAUCCAAGA